Molecule: messenger RNA, 1202 nt
Organism: Rubroshorea leprosula
Lineage: Eukaryota; Viridiplantae; Streptophyta; Magnoliopsida; Malvales; Dipterocarpaceae
Source: the annotation of a GenBank genome assembly
UUGCGUUUUCCCUUUUGUGGUGUUCUUCUUGUUGUUGAUUCUCAUGAAGAUGAGUGGUCUAUCAAAAACUCUGCAGAAACAUCUCCGUGAUAGCGCAGAGAAGGGUUCGCCAUCAGCCGUUCUCUUUGCCCAGAUUGCUUUUGUUCCUACAACAAUUUUUUUGUGGAAAACCAGACUAUGCGCAGAACAUGAUAGCACUGGAAUCAUAGUGGCGUUGUCUUACCAAAGCAUCUCAGCCGUUCUGAUAUCUAAUUUGUGGCGUUUGAGUCAAUGUGAAUCCAUCCAUGGUAAGUGUUGCUCCAUGCUAAACCCAAUAGCAAAUGGCAUCUCCUUGAUUUUGGGUAUUGUUUUAAAGGAAUUUUAUGAGAAAUCCUUGAGUUUCCUGGGAUUUGCCUUGAGCAUCACAGUUUUGUUUCUGAUCCUACUGGUCAUAAUACGACCCCCCACGGACCUUGGGUUGACCAGUUUUCUAAUUGGAGUCAUUGGAUCAGUUGCUUACAAUCUUUUCAGACACAAAUUUCAAACUUGGAUAGUUUUCGCCAUUUGUUUUCUGCUAUUUGGUUUUAAGGGCUGGAUAGAUAAGAAAUGGUUGGAGGUGGAAGUUGAUCAUAAGCCACGGGAAGACCGAAGUUCCAAGUCAGAGAUUAUUGAGGCAGUAGUAGUGGCGGGUUUCCACCUCUUUUGGGUUUGGAAUUUGUUUAGAAUCAAUUGUCUAAAAAUAGAAGUGUCUGCCAAAUCCAUAUCUUGCACCUUAAGUUCUAUAAUGGGAAUGCUAGCAGGUGUGCUCAUUUUCAUUUUGUGGUUCGGUCUUGCUGUUGUUCUUCGUGUACGUUCUUUGUUCCAAAUCCCACGGGGAGAUGAAGAGGGACAACCACGGCGAGAUGAAGAGGGACUAGAGAUGAACCUAAGUUGUAACGCGGUGGAGGCUGUUCCCACGGAUUUUUACUUGGAAGCAACUGAAGCUGAAGAUGUACCACUACGGGGAGAUGAAGAAGAAUUUGACAUAGAGGCGUUGCUAGACUUUUUAUCCUUGGAAGCAACUGAAGCUGAACAUGUACCACUGUUCUCACGGGAGAUGAAGAGGGACCAGAGAUAGACCUACCUAUGGCGAUGCCAGACUUUGACCGUAUGGAUUAUGACUUGGAACCAACUGAAGCUGAACCUGUACCACUGAGUCCUGAACCUGUAUCACUGAGUCCUGA